AUGGAGCAUUUUCAAAAGGUUGCGGCAUUCUACCAGGACGAAGUCAGCGACACUACUACCAAAGACUCUUGCUUCUCCUUCACGUACCUUGCCGAAACCCCCUUGUCACCAAAAGCGCUCAACCUCCUAGCCAAAGGCCCACAACACCCAAGCGCAGUCUCCUUGAAGAAUAAAGAUCUACCUCUUCUCCAAAUCAAACUUGCACCGUAA
Molecule: messenger RNA, 210 nt
Organism: Prunus armeniaca (apricot)
Lineage: Eukaryota; Viridiplantae; Streptophyta; Magnoliopsida; Rosales; Rosaceae
Source: the annotation of a GenBank genome assembly